CGGGGCUGGUAGUCCCUGGGGAGGGAAGGGAAGGGCAGGGCAUUCCGGCCGGCUGGGCGGGCGGAGUGCGGAGCCAUGGACAAGCUGAAGCGGGUGCUGAGCGGCCGCGACGCGGAAGAGCCGAGCGGCCUGGCCGAGGUUAUCGAUGCGACUUCCUUAGGCUGGGGCGCCCGAGUGAAAGGUUUCAUUGCCUGUUUUGCGAUCGGAUGCCUGUGCUCGAUCUUGGGUAGUUGUCUGCUAUGGAUACCAAAGAAAGGGCUGGUUCUCUUUGCAGUGUUUUAUACCCUGGGGAAUAUUGCAUCCAUUGGGAGCACCAUGUUUCUUAUGGGACCAAUGAAACAAUUGAAGCGGAUGUUUGAGCCUACACGUUUGAUUGCUACUAUUGUUAUGCUAUUUCAGACUGACUCUUCUUUGAAGUACACAGGUUUUUUUUUGUCUCUGCAACUUUCCUGUUUGCUCCUGUUGUGCCUCAUACUAACACUGUGUUCUGCUUUCUGGUGGCGUAAGGCAGGACUUGCACUGCUUUUCUGCAUCUUACAGUUUUUUGCCAUGGCAUGGUACAGCAUUUCCUUCAUACCAUAUGCAAGGGAUGCUGUGAAGAAAUGUGUUUCAGUCUGUCUGUCCUAACAGGAAUACUGGGUGUCUGACGAAGUUCUAGGUAGAACUGUGUUGGAUCACUGUGUUGUGUAGUCUCCUACUUCUGUCUUCAACACGUGCCUUUCAGCUGCUUGUUAGAAGCUCCUUGUGUUAUACCCAGCAUCUGCAUGCAUUGUAAGCAAUGGUGUCUGUGGGACAGGGGGCUUGUGAUCAAAUGAAAUUCAAUUUGGCAGAAGAACUGGGCAGAGGUCCACAAUUUGUUAUGGUGAUUCUUGCAUAAAUUCAUGCAUUUGGUUUUGCAAAAGUUUCAAAGUAAUGUGUGAAUUCUGUAAAGUGAAAAUCUUGGCUCUGGUGGGACUGUGCCAGUUCUGGAGUUGAAAACUGAUUUCUUACCAACAACUUGUUGUUUUUUUUUAAAUAGCCUUAUGUCACUUAAUCUUUGCACUGUUUGCCUUAGAUAAUGAAAUAUUGAUAUUCUUUCUUUUCCUAUCUCUCUUGAAAAAUUUUAGUUUUAUGAGAUUUCUAAAAGAUGUAAUGCUAAAACUAAACACGGUUUUGGACUAACCAUGAAAUGUUUGCAUCUUUAAUGAAAUACUUAAUUCUCAGUCCAUACUGAUACUCUUUCCUUAAAAUACAUGAAAGGGACAUUUUCAUCUGAAAAAUCUUGUUCCUGUUGGAAAAGCAUUCGUAAAAUAAGGUCCAUUGAUUUUUCAGCUACCAGGAACCUGUUCUUUUCCUUGCUCAUGGUUGCAAGGUAGGAAGCUGACAUUUUUCACACGAAGUGAGGUGCUUCUCUUCCAGCUGUAGAAUAAGAGCAAUGCAAAGGGCGUGGUAGGCAAGCAAUAAAAUAAUUUAUGUAUGUCCUUUCUCAAAGGACAAACUGUCAUAAGGUAGAAGUGGGUUAUUGUUUUUAAGCAGCCUAGGUCAGGGAGACGACAUUUUCUUCUGAACUUGUAAAUAAGUUAAAACUCCAACAUUUAUCUUUGUUUCUUUGUAAGUAGAAUCAGUUUUCUUUCUGCUAAAACUCUUGCACACACCAGUGAACUUCUCCGCAUGGAGGAGAAAGCACAAUAUUCUGUUGCCUGUGGUAGCAAGGAAGGCAUGAAAUAAUCCCUCUGCCAGCUCCAAACAAGUGCUGAGUGGUCUGUAUCCAAAUUCCAAGGCCACUCUGUUCUCUUCAUCUUCUGAGCUAUAUAUAAUCAUUUACUCCCAUGGCAUUGCAGUGGUCAGUUUAAUAUCUGAGCACAGAUACCUGAUUCUGCUGUGUGAGAUAAUGUUUAACUACUUUCCCCUUUCCUCUUACCAAACUGUCUUGCUGAAGCCAGUGUUUAAGAUUAUGGUUUUCCAGUGCACUCUAGUGGAAACUGAAGCAUCUCUUCCUCAAUCUACUAAGAGUUUAGUUGUUUAAGAGCAUUGUGUUUGUAUGGCAAGUGUAUCCCUGACUUGUACCACAAAGACUUUAAUGCAAGAAAAAUCUGGAUCUACCUGGCUGUGAAGUAUAAGCUCACAGUUUAGGCUAAUACUUCUAUGGCUUCCAGAAAGUUACUAAGAAAUUAAUUGAUCCAAAAUUUUAAAUUUAAGUGUCCUUCUGAUAAUUUAUAAAGCUCAGUACCAUCCACCUGUAAGGAUCCUCCAGAAAAAAAAUAAUUAAAGAUUCCCUUUGUAGAUGGUAUCAAAGGGAGAUUUUGAUAAGCGUUCUGUGGAUUCUAGGUGCCAGAAUUACUGCUGAAAAGGAAUUUGAAUGGAAAAUGCCACCUUGGAAAGAUGUCACUGAUGUUGGAAUGAAACAGUUAUGCAGAUUCAAGUACUGCGUCCUGGUGCUUUUUUGCCUCCCAGGAUUUAGAAGUCAGUGUUGAAAUAAAUAUGUUGACUAUUAAUCUUCUUGAAAAGAUGAUUUGAUUAAAUACCCAAGAGAGACUGGGAAUUAAAGAAAACUGAUCCUCUUUUCCCUGACUGAUCUAAGACAAGUGUCUAAACUGAUGUGUGUCUUUUUUUAUCAGGGACUAAGUUCAAAACCUAAUUUACAUCAGUCAAAGGACCUAUGCCAGUCUUUUCUUAGGGCUUUGAUAAUGUUUACAGAAUUCCUUUUGUGUAAGGGAAAUUGAAAUGCAAUGCUCAAACCUUUUACAUUCCAAUAUUCCUUUAAUUUUAUAAUCUCCGAAUGUCACUGAAAAAAGCUACAAGCACAGUAUACAUUGUUUCUCCUUCCCCUCUCCAGUUAAGUUAUGUUAACUCUGAUCAUCAUUCCAGGUUCAGCAGCCACGAUAACAGAAUUUGACUUUUGGGAUUCUUUUUUUUGAUUACUUUAGAUUAGGAGGAGUACAUACCUUUUGCUUAUUCCUUGGCUAGCUUGGGCAGGGUUCUGGUAGCCUGACUCUCUGGCAGUUCUUUUGGAAGAACAGUACAGUUGGGUAUGGUGAAUAUUAGUUUUUCAAUGUGCACUAUUUCUAGCUAACUAGAACCUUUUAGCUGGCUCUUGUGAACACAACCAAUUAGAAGUAGGAAAUUUAUGAAAAUACCAGUAGAGAGCACAUAAAUGGAUUUUUGUCCUUUCCCCCUCUCGUCUCAGUUUAAAACUGUAAUUCCAGCUUCACAGCCUUUUAUGCAGGAAGAGAGAAGAACAAACCUUCAUUUGACUGCACAGCACAUGAGGCUAGGCAAUUGUGCCCUUACAGGAAGUGAACUCAAGGGAAGAUGGCAAGGACAGACACAAGGAUCACAAGAGUGCCACUGGGGUUUAUUCAAGAGUUGCCCUUUAGUGUUUUAUUCUGUUCCUCAGGACAUCAGACAGUAGGAGAGACUUGCCAUAUUCUUGCCAAUAUGUGAAAUGUACUCAGGGUUUGUUGCUUCAUCUUCAAGCAGUUUUUAUUUAAAGUAGCUCUCCCAGAACAAAACUCUUUAGAUUCUUACUCACUUUCAAAUAGUUGUAGUGACACUGUUUACAAGUUUAUCAGCAAAAGAAAUUUCCCUUUUAUUGAAGUAUAUUUUAUAUGACUUUUACAUAACUAGGGAGUAAACUAUAUGAAUAAACUAUAUGAAUAUUCCCUCUUGAGUAGUUUUAAAUCUGAAUUAGAUUAUAUCAUUAUACCUUUUUUUUGGUCAUUAAAUCUACUUUGUGUUACAUUUUGAUAUCAUCAACUUUGGUUAUCUGCUUGGCAGGAAGCAUGGUGAGUAUUUCUGAAGAUUUCCAUCUCACUGUCCUUGAGGGCAGGAAUGUGUGUUGGUGUGUUGUGUGCACUUUACUGUGAAUAGAGAGCUUCUGGUUGGAAUCACAAAGCUCCUUCCUUCCCAAAGUCCUUGCUCAGUUGCUUACAGCUCUUAACUCAAGGCUGACUUCCCUAAGGAAACUUCUUUGGUGUUGGGUGCCCAUCUCAGUAGGAUUUGGUGUUCUAAAAGAAAGUG
Passer montanus (Eurasian tree sparrow) is the source of this 3999-nucleotide messenger RNA. It is a transcript of the gene SFT2D2, whose product is annotated as SFT2 domain containing 2. Gene Ontology annotation, cellular component: membrane. Gene Ontology annotation, biological process: vesicle-mediated transport. The record is from RefSeq and is a predicted model, not a curated record. NCBI's taxonomy places the organism in Eukaryota, Metazoa, Chordata, Aves, Passeriformes, Passeridae. Bases 76 to 627 code for a protein of 183 amino acids. The transcript has 9 exons.